CACUGAACCCUAGUAUGUAGGAUUAAACGCCGUCUAUAUAAGGCAGCGUUAGUCCUGGCGCGUGAAAAAACCAAGCAUCUCUACUCACUUACAUCUACCUUACAUCUACAUAUAAAAUCAAAAUGUCCCGCCCCCUAGAAGGAAAGUUGGGGAUCAUCACCGGCGGCUCGCGGGGAAUCGGCGAAGCAAUCGCCCGCAAUCUCGCCUCGAAAGGCUGUGACCUCCUCCUAAACUACACCUCCCCCUCCUCCCAAUCGCGCACCGAAACCCUCUGCACCGAACUCUCCCAACAACACUCCAUAAAAUGCAUCCCCGUGCAAGCCGACCUCUCCUCCGCUGCAGAAGCAACCCAAGCCAUCCUCUCCGCCGCAAAGCAAAACUUUACCUCGGAAACCGGCCGUUUCCAAAUCGACAUCCUGAUCAACAACGCCGGCGUCAGCGCUGACCGGUUCCUCAACGACGAGGCCAAGGGCCCCAUUGACGUCGAAUACUUCACCUGGCAAUAUACCAUCAACGUGCUGGCGCCGCUGCUGCUGACGCAAGCGGUUGCGCCGUUCUUGCCUAAUGAUCGGAGUGGAAGGGUGGUUAAUAUCUCAAGUGUGUCGUCCAGUAUUGGGUUUACGGGGCAGAGUGUGUAUGGGGGUACUAAGGCGGCGUUGGAGGCUAUGACGCGGACUUGGGCUAGGGAGUUAGCUGAUAAGGCGACGGUUAAUGCGGUCAAUCCGGGCCCUGUGAUUGGGGAUAUGUAUUUUGCGACGGGGGAAGACUUUUGGAAGCAGAUGCAAGGGUUUCAGGAUUCGACGCCGUUGAGUAAGGUAUUGGAGGGGGAUGAGAAGAUGGCGGUGUUGACGGAGGAGCAAAGGUAUUUGAUUCGGGAGAAGAUGGGGAAUAGACGCCCGGCCUUUACGAGUGAGGUUGCCGGGGUGGUGGCCAUGUUGUGUACGCAGGAUGGAGGGUGGUGUACGGGGAGUGUGGUGUGUGCCAAUGGGGGGAUGAAAAUGGUAACUUGAUUGAAUUGAUAUGUAUUCGGUGGAUAUAGAAUAGGAAUAAAGAGUGUGUUUUGUUUUUUGUUUUAUUAUAU
Aspergillus alliaceus is the source of this 1081-nucleotide messenger RNA. Its product is annotated as SDR family NAD(P)-dependent oxidoreductase. The annotation marks the transcript as partial. The transcript is spliced from 2 exons. The record is from RefSeq and is a predicted model, not a curated record. Gene Ontology annotation, molecular function: oxidoreductase activity, acting on the CH-OH group of donors, NAD or NADP as acceptor. NCBI's taxonomy places the organism in Eukaryota, Fungi, Ascomycota, Eurotiomycetes, Eurotiales, Aspergillaceae.